AUGGCUACAUGUGAUAAUGAUAAAAAGAUGAUAACGACCGUGAUUGAUCUUACUACAAAUGAAGAAAGUGAUGAUGAGGUAUUCCAUGAUGGUGAAUGGUAUGCCACGCACUUUAACAUUCUUACUGAUGAAGAUGAUGAAGAUCGAGAAGAUAUUCUAGAAGAAUACAAUCAAGAUUUUGAUUUUGAUACUAAAAAUACAAUUUUCAAUGAAGAGACCUUGCUAUUGGAUGAGACAAUCUUUCUAAAAACGAAUAUGGAUCAUGAGACUGAAAUCAAUAACGAACAAGUUCUUUCACAAAAAUUAAGUCAAAUAUCGAUAAAUAAUGCACAGCGAUCGUGGGAUGAUGAUGAUGAUGAUGAUGAAGAAAAACAAGAAAAGCAUUUGAUAUCAGAUUAUGAUGAAAGAUUAAAUGAUUUGUUUGAUAAAAUCAUGAUGGAACAACUAAGCAAAAUUACAACAACACUUUCGAUAGAUAAUUUACGAGAAUUAGCUAUAUUGAAAUAUCACAUAGCAAAAAUAGAUCUUCAGAAGAAACUCUGGAACAUCUAUUUGAAAUCAGGUACUGGUCAAUGGGAAACUUCGGAAAGUAUGAAGACGAAUGUCGAUAGAUGCAUAUGGCCUAUUCCAAUCCAAAACAUGAUCAUAUCCCGAUUGAAUAAGUCGGAUACAUCCGAAAGUAAUGAUGAGCAAUUUCAUGGUAAAAAGAUUGUUAUUGAACAUUUACAAGUAUUAAAUGACAAAUUGGUACACAAGCAUACAGUCUACAAUGAAAAGAAACAAGAAUCCAUUGGUCUUACAGAUGAAUUAGAAAAAUCUGUUGAAAAAUUUGUUAAACAAUAUAGUUUAGUAUCAUAUGAAAUGAAAUUAAACUAUGAAAUGAAAAUAUUAGCCUAUGAUUAUGAUGAUCAACUACUUGAACGUACUUAUUUACAAUUGAAUCCUACCAAAUAUCAAAUCAAAGUGGCACAACGUCUGUUUGAUUUAAGAUAUAUCUAUGUACUGGCGAAACAGGAUUUAAUUGAAUUAAAACAACACAUAUGUUAUCAGCAACCAACACAACUGAUUCAUGCAAAAGCAUUAUCUUCAGUAUCAAACUCGAAUGGGGAUUUAAUACAAGAUGCCAAUAUUUUUCAACAAGAACUUAAUCGAGAAGAAAAAGAAUUGCAAGUAAAAAUGACUGAUCUCAUGAGUGAAUCGAUCGCUGAAGCAGAAAAGAAAAUCGUGAACGAUCGAAAUUUAUAUAAUGAAGAAGUUCUUCGCAUUGCCAACACGGAAAACAAUACCAAUGAAAAUUUUCCAGAAUUAUUAAUGAAUAUUAUCGUCCGACGUAUUCAGUUGAUAAACAAAAAACUUGAGUACAUUUCCAAAUUUAGACUCAAUUAUUUUUUACGACAUCAAUUUGAUGAUAUAGAAGAUGUAUUAGCGUUACCAAGUGUACGUUUUUCACCAUCAUUGAUUAUUGAUACUCCAUUACAUUUAUUUACUGUAGAACAAAUUAAAUUACUCAAUCGUGGACCUACUUAUGUUCCACCUUGUCAAAUGUAUAUAUCCUCAUUAGAUAUGACACCAAAUCUUUACGUUGAAAAAACUUACCAUGUAUUACAACAUCAUUUAAAUAUUCUUUAUAAUAAAUACAAUGUAAACAUGGUUCAACGUAGUUUUAUUAGUAAAAAAAUUCAAGAAGCAUAUAAAAAUGCUUUUUCUAUUACAUUACCAAUAUCUCUUCAACAACGUGCUUGUCAUGAAAAACAAUUGAUACAAUCCAUUCAAGAUCAUUUGAAAGAAAACAAUCUUAUUCUACAACGAAUAGCUGAUCAAUGCAAUGUUUUCUAUCUCGGUUAUAGACCUGAUUUUGAAGAGAAAGCCAAUGAAUAUAUGAAGAAAACAGAUCGAUUUGAACUUUGUGAAAUUAUCGAUGAUAAUAAUCUUCAGGCAACACGUACCUAUUUAACAAACAAGAUUAAAUCCUUGAAUGCUGAUUUUCAAGAUACCCUUCAUGGAGAAAAAUUCAAAGAUAUGUUAGACAAAAUCUAUAUUAAUAUAGAUAAAGUUGAACUAUCUUAUUUGUAUUUUCAACCCGAUGUUUCGGAAAACUAUGAUCUAUCGGUACAACCAGUUGUGAUCGCACAAUAUACUGAAACAACUCGAUUAGCUCAUUUCUUAGAUCAACUACUACGACCGGUUGUUCAACGUGAACUCGAAUUGAUAACAUUCAAAAAUGGAGCUGAUUUUUUUCGAAAAUUUAAUAAUUAUAUAGAAGUAGAUGAAAAGAAGAAUCGUCUUCGUCCAACAACAAAUUUUAUUGUUGUCACUAUUUCAAAUUUUUAUCAUAUGGCAGAUCAUGAUACAUUUCUUCAAACACUUCAAGAUUUCUUAACAGAUCCUUGUCACUUAUUAACCAUACAAAAUGUUCCCAUUGGUAAAAUUUAUCGUUUAAGUUCACUAUUUCUACAUCAUAAUCGAUUUUAUUAUGAUCAUAAGAUCUAUCGAUUUACUAAAGGUGCACCAAUGAAUUAUCCACUGACGAGAACAUUAGCUUAUAUAUAUAUAUUACAUUGGUUAAAAUCAUUAUUCCGACAUCCUUUCUUAGAACAAGAAUUUGUUGGCAGAUAUGAAAAUCAAUUAUUUUUUACAUGGAAUAAAGCUAAUAGUGAAUUUGUACAUAUGAUUAAAGCAAUAGUACGUCCGAAUAUUGAGAUGCAUAUAAAUGUCAGCAUGAGUUCUCAUGUUCGAUUUCUAGAUGCUUACAUUGAAAAUCAAAAUGGUAUUUUAUACACUCGAGUAGAUCAUGAUUCAACACUACAAAAGUAUACUUUACCUUACGUAAUUGGUAAUGCAAAAGCUAAACAUAGUCAUUGGUUACGAUCAUCUUUGAUUCGUGCUGUUCGAUAUUGCACAUCAGUGGAUGAUUUUAAUCGGGAACGUAUCUAUCUUGAAACUACUUGUUUAACAAAUGGUUAUUCAUUAGAAUUCAUCGAAAAAUGA
Molecule: messenger RNA, 2988 nt
Organism: Rotaria sordida
Lineage: Eukaryota; Metazoa; Rotifera; Eurotatoria; Philodinida; Philodinidae
Source: the annotation of a GenBank genome assembly